AUGGCAGUUGGAACAACGCAACUAACUGCUACCACUUUACAAUCGCGAUUCUCCGAGUUGACUCGAUUCUUGUUCAUAGUGCCGUUGAUUUGUUCCGAGUUUUGUGUAGAUCUGUACCGGUCGGAGCAAUCAACGGCGUCGGUCAUGUUAAUCGAUAUAUUAAAAAAGGUCCAAGGCUUAUUGCUGAAAUGGAUGCUUAUAUUGUCUUACCUGGUAUUUAUGAUCAAGUUUGGUGCACAUGCAACAAUUGGAGCAGUGUCCCCGGCCAACCCUCCUUCAUACGGUCCUUUCAUAAACCCCAGUCACCCCCCUAAAAGUUCACAUUUUUCCAUCCAAUUCAAGAAGAGGAGUGAAUGGAAACCUCCAAUUUCUGGCUUUAAAGAUAUUGCUCCUAUUCAUUCUACGGAAGCUGCAGUCCCUUCUGUUUUGGCUCAGCCACCGUUGACCCAUCAUGCUUCCAAUUGUUGUAAACAAGACAUGGUGUUGAAACGAGGCGGUAAGGGUUGCCACUGUGUAUAUCCCAUAAAGCUAGACAUUCUUCUUUUGAAUGUCUCUCAGAAUCCUGAUUGGGAUAAAUUUCUUGAAGAAUUAGCUACUCAGCUAGGGUUGCAAAAUAAUACCCAGAUUGACCUGAUAAACUUUUAUGUGCGCCUAGACCCUGGAUUAGUUGGUGGGUACAAACUUCUCAACAUAAUCUGGUUUGAACCUCCACCUCCGACUCAAGCACCUACUUUAACUGCUUCGCCAGAGAAAGCACCUUUGUAUCAUUCACCUACGGCUACAUUGAGUUCUUCAAAUAAGGGAGGGCAUUCAAAUCUAUUUCUCGUUCUUGGAAUUGCAAUUGGCAUGCUCUUCAUUGCAAUUGUAUCUAUAUUAAUAUUCUGUUUGUGCACAUUGCUGUCAAAGGAAAAAACACCCCCCAUUGAAACUGAAAAGCCAAGGAUAGAGAGUGCUGUUUCUGCUGGGGGUUCUAUUCCCCACCCAACCAGUACACGAUUUAUUGCUUUUGAAGAACUUAAAGAAGCCACAAACAAUUUUGAACCUGCAAGUGUACUUGGAGAAGGAGGGUUUGGUAAGGUUUUUAAAGGUAUCUUAAGUGAUGGUACUUCUGUUGCAAUUAAGAGGCUUACAAAUGGAGGGCAACAGGGUGACAAAGAGUUUUUGGCCGAGGUUGAAAUGCUUAGUCGGUUGCAUCAUCGUAACCUUGUAAAACUAGUGGGAUACUAUAGUAAUCGCGAGUCAUCACAAAAUCUACUUUGCUAUGAGCUUGUCCCUAAUGGAAGCUUGGAGGCUUGGCUUCAUGGUCCCAUGGGAAUAAACUGUCCUUUAGAUUGGGACACCAGAAUGAAGAUUGCUCUUGACGCUGCAAGAGGACUUUCGUACCUACAUGAAGACUCACAACCAUGUGCACCUGAAGGCGGAGCAAAUUAUUUGUCUACCCGUGUCAUGGGCACAUUUGGGUACGUAGCUCCCGAGUAUGCCAUGACCGGACACCUGCUUGUUAAAAGUGAUGUGUAUAGCUAUGGAGUUGUCUUGCUAGAACUCCUCACUGGAAGGAAACCUGUGGAUAUGUCACAGCCAUCCGGACAAGAGAACCUUGUUACCUGGGCCAGACCCAUCCUUAGAGAUAAGGACCGGUUGGAUGAGAUCGCUGACCCGAAGCUCGGGGGAAAUUAUCCAAACGAAGAUUUUGUACGCGUGUGCACGAUUGCAGCAGCAUGUGUUGCUCCUGAAGCAAACCAACGACCGACAAUGGGUGAAGUGGUACAGUCACUUAAAAUGGUGCAGCGAAUCACAGAAUACCAUGAUUCAGUGCUAGCCUCAUCCAAUACACAGACCAAUCUGAGACAGUCCUCUAGCACAUUUGAGUUUGACGGAGCGUCAUCAGUGUUCUCUUCAGGCCCUUACUCUGGUCUAAGUGCCGCCUUUGACAAUGACAACAUUUCUAGGACAGUGGUUUUCUCCGAGGAUCUUCAUGAAGGUCGAUGA
Messenger RNA from Vicia faba (fava bean), 1989 nucleotides. The record is from the annotation of a GenBank genome assembly. Lineage: Eukaryota; Viridiplantae; Streptophyta; Magnoliopsida; Fabales; Fabaceae.